CUCCACAACAAAGUUAUCAGGUAUCUGUGCUUUAUACCGCAACAAAAUGAACAACUGGCAUCUCAGUGUGUCUCAUAAUGAGGCACUAGAGGCCAGGGUCCAGAUGUAAUGGCUACACUAAGGACAAGGUGGCUUCUGUCCAUGUUGCUGGUCAACCUACCAAAUUGUUGUACUCCCACAGGUCUUCCUACUCGUCCCUCUCGUCCUGAGUGCUAUUUCCCAUGUGAUGAGGAAAGCUGUAAUGUAGAUAUCCACUGUGCUUGGGAUCCAAGGCCGGACCCUCAUUUCCCCACAACCUACAGCCUGCACUGGGAACCAGCAAUCAGCGAGGGCAGGUAUGUGAACAGUCAGACGGGUUCGAGUGCAGUAAUCGAUCGUGAAGACUUUGCCAACCACGGAAAGAUUUCUGUUUGGGUUGAGGCUAAGAACAGUCAUGGUUCCACCACGUCUCAAACAGUUGUCCUCAACAUAGCAGAUAUCAACAAGCCACCACCUCCUAACAUCACACUGAGGCAGCAGAAGUCAAUAGAGAUUGAGUGGGAUUCCUUCUGUGAUGAACUGGGCUUCUCUGUGGGAACCUGUUAUGUCCGGAAUCGGAUUGAGGCAGACCGAGUUUGGCUUGAGUAUGAGAGUGGACUCUUUCACAUGCAUAUGAUUGAAAGUCCCCAGCCUUGCACAAUCUAUGAAAUUCAAGUUCGCUGCGCCUGUACAACAGGCUUAAUAAGUGACUGGAGUACAAUCCACAGAAUAAAGAGCACGGAAACAGACCCUGUUGGAAAGCCAGAUAUAUGGUUGGACUGUGGGACAUCCCCUGCAAGCUUUAACUGUGCUCUGACCUGGAAGAACCUUGCUGCAUCUCAGGCAUGCAGUGUUCUGGGAUAUGCAGUUACUCUGUUUUACAACAACGGCACAAAUGUGUCUUCAACUGAGGAAAGCAGCAGAUUGUGCAAUAAAAUGCAAUGCCAGCUCAACACUUCUCUGGAGGAUGUGUCAUCGUUCAAUGUGUCAGCCUUCAACACUUAUGGUGCCACAGAGCCUUCUCAUCUAGUUAUGCCAGUACCAGGUAAAGAGAAAAAUGAACAAGUUAUUCAACUCAACAUGAAUGAAGUGAACCUCACAGUGUCCUGGGAUCUGCCCUCUCAGCACACUGACAACCUGAAGGAAUAUGUGGUGCAGUACAAACAAGGCGGGAGUCCUACAGGCAAAGGAUUUGAUUGGAUCAAAGUGAAGAAAACCCAAACAGUGUUUUUUAAAGGUCCAUUUAAAAAGGUCACACCCUUCCAAGUGUCACUGUUCUCAGUAUCACAAAGUCUGGAAGUCCAUCACCUCUCAUCAGUUAUUGGAUAUUCUCUUGAAGGAACUCCCUCCAGAGUGCGAUCAUUUAAUGUGAUUGACAUUGCUCCAACUCAAGUGUCCCUGCUUUGGGAGCCUGUUCCCCUGUUCGAGCGGAAUGGGGUGAUCCAAUACUACCAAAUAGGAUUAGACAGACAAAAUGUUUACAAUGUCAGUGCCACACAGCAUGAAACUAAGAGUUUUGAGCUGAAGCAUCUGAAUCCAGGCCAGGAAUACGAGGUGUCGAUAAGAGCUGUGACUGUAGCCGGGCCUGGAGCAAAUGUCACCACAAAGUUCAAAACUAAACAGGAUGAAAAUUUUGUGCAUUUGAUACCAGCCGUGCUUGUACCAUCUUUGGUGGUUCUGCUGGUUGUAAUAUGCAUUCUUGUUUUACUCUGUUGUUGUCGUGGAGAGAAAGUGUGUCCACUGGUGACUUCAUGUUUCUGUGAGAAAGUGCCAGAUCCCAGCAAUAGUCACAUCUUCAGACAGAUGAAGCACCAGAUAAAUGACUCCUUGGCUUGGAUCUGUAUCCCCGUCAAUGAACAACAUCCCAAUAUCUCUAUAUUGGAGGUUGUUGAAAUCCAGCCUGGGGCUGUCAUGUCCUCCCCGGAGAAAACCUCUGACACUGAUGGAUUAACAAGGCCAAUUCUGAGAGAUGGCUGCUCACAGAUGGACUGCCAAGAUGAUCAGAGUGAGAAUGCUGUCUUAAAGCAGGGUGGCAGGACAGACCACAGAUAUGGAAGAAAGGACUACAGCAAAAUGGUAGACUCUGAUGAGGAGAGGGACAAGGAGGAGGACAGGGAUGAUUGUUGGAGCUCAUCAGAGGAAGAACAGCUUACAUCAGGUUAUGAAAAGCACUUCAUGCCCACUGCUUCGGAAAUACUGGAAACUUGAUGAUGUCUCCACAUUGGCUCAUGGACAUUCAAAUCAGGUGUAUGUUGUUUUUUUAUGUGCAGAAAAUGUUCAAUGUGGAAAUGUGAUUUUAGAUGAUGAUCCUCUAGGCAGGCAUUCUGAAGCCUUUCUCUGCAGGACCCUGGAGGGUGGACUCAGGUGAUUAGAGAAAUUUGCCUAGUAAAACUCAUGACCUGUCAGCCAGUUUCUCUACCCUGGCUUCCACCUUUUGCACUUUUUUUAUUUUAGUAGGCCUAUUUGGUUUGAUUACAUUUUAAUUUUC
Molecule: messenger RNA, 2506 nt
Organism: Seriola dumerili (greater amberjack)
Lineage: Eukaryota; Metazoa; Chordata; Actinopteri; Carangiformes; Carangidae
Gene: il12rb2l
Product: leukemia inhibitory factor receptor-like
Exons: 15
Coding region: 109-2226 (705 amino acids)
Biological process (GO): cytokine-mediated signaling pathway
Cellular component (GO): signaling receptor complex; external side of plasma membrane
Molecular function (GO): cytokine receptor activity; cytokine binding
Source: RefSeq, a predicted model, not a curated record